AUGUGUAUUUAUUUAUAUUACGUAUUUUUCUUGUAUUUAAUAGGAAAUGUGAAUACCAUGUCCUUAUACGGACCAGCUUUGACAAGGUAUAAUCCUUGCGGUUUGGGUAUAAUAUAUUUCGACAAUGUAAAGGGAUUUGACUGGCGAGCAGUAGUGGAUUUCGGACUAUACAAUAAUUUAGAAAAAGUUGAAAUGGAAGUUUAUUUCGAAAAGGAAAUAAAAAUAAAUAAGGCAUCACAAAAUACAACCUUCGUUGUUGUAAGAAAUAAUUGGCAUCAUAUAAUAAUUCGUCCGAUCGGCCCUUUACAAGAACGUUUCACGUUUGAUCUGAAUAUACGAAAUUCGAGUGGAAACGAUGUACCCGUCGUAACGAAGUUCUCAAUCAACAAAGUGAUUCUUUGUAAUGAUGAAAUCAAGGCCAGACAAAAAAUAGGCUCCUACGACAUAACAAACAAAUAUAAUGGUGGAAAAAGAUAUGCUCAUGUAUGUGGCCGAAGAUCCCUGGAAAAUACCGAAUUGACCUCUGUAAGGACUGAAGCAAAGGCAGGGGAUUGGCCGUGGCACGUUGCUAUACUGAUAAGACAACCAAAAUCAGUUAUAGGUGUUUACAAUUGUGGUGGAACCAUCAUUUCAAGGAGAGCAGUUUUGACAGCCGGUCAUUGUCUGUUUAUGAAUGGUAGCUUAGUUGAAGCAAACAAUAUUGUAGUAAUCGCUGGAGUAAAUAAUCACAAAGAUUUAACUCAAGUUGGUAGACAAGAAAGAUUGGUCCAAAAAAUUAUUUUACAUCCCAGCUACACCUACACAUACUCAACGUCUGAUCUAGCGAUAUUAAAAGUUUUCACUUGGACAUUCACUGAUUAUGUUCAGCCACUUUGCAUUUGGGGACCUGUGUACGAAAAAACGAAAUUAUUCGGAAAAGAAGCAAUAAUGGUAGGCUUUGGAGCUACAGAAAAGAACGUGCAGUCAGAUAUCCUGAGAGCAGCGAACACUAUAGUACAGAAUGACACGACAUGUAUAAAUUUUGACGCGGACGUUUACCGGCCGUUAUUGAAUGAAUUCACGUUUUGUACCGGCUACGGUCCUAAAUCUGCUGUCAAUCCUCGUAAUGGAGACAGUGGAGGAGGACUCAUAGUGAGGGCAAUACAAACAGAUCACAAAGUAACUUGGUAUCUAAGAGGAGUCCUUUCUAAAUGUGGAAUCUCACCUGGACAUAGCGAAUGUGAUCCUACCUACUACAUGGUUUACACCGAUGUGGGUCCACACUAUGGUUGGAUAUACCAUCAUUCCGGCUUGCACUAUUUAAUGAAUGUCGUGGAAUAAAAUGUAAGGAGACAUAAGCGAAAAAAUGUUAUUAACAACAUGUUGAUAUAAGUGUAAACAAAAAAUUGUGAUAUUACCCAAUACAUAUUUUUAAGAUUAUGAUAAUAUUGUAA
Messenger RNA from Bombyx mandarina (wild silkworm), 1433 nucleotides. Its product is annotated as testisin. Lineage: Eukaryota; Metazoa; Arthropoda; Insecta; Lepidoptera; Bombycidae. Gene Ontology annotation, biological process: proteolysis. The record is from RefSeq and is a predicted model, not a curated record. Gene Ontology annotation, molecular function: serine-type endopeptidase activity.